UAAUGCCAUUGCGAAAGUAUCGACUCGUCUCGUCCGUGAGCAACAGCGGCACCAGCAUUGGUAGUAGUAGUGGUGGUAGUAUCAGUAACAGCGCCAACACCUACAGUGGCAGCUCCAGUAGCGGCACGUUCACCCUCACGUCCACCAUAACGACCCUGGCUAGUGCGGUCGGUGGCGCCAACCCGGUGGCGUCCAUCGGACAUCAUCACCACCAUCAUCUGCACCAUCAACAACAGGCGGCGCAACAGCAGCAGCAGCCACACUUACAGCUGCAAACGGCCAACGUGGCCGUACUUCAAUCACGUUCACGCCAACACCACCAGCAGCUUCACCAGCAACUCACCAACACCCACCAUUACCAUCACCAUCAUCACCACCAUCAUCAUCAGCAACAGCAGCAGCAGCAGCAGCAACAGUUACUACAGCAAGGAUCCGUCGGUACGGUGCAGGGACAAACGCGUCUAUCGACACAUUACACCACGCAUCAACAGCUUCAGCAUCAUCCACAGCAAGAACAGCAGCAUCAGCAGGCGGUUGCGCUUGGAACGCAUCAAACCCACCAUCACCACCAUCAGCCCGUGCCGGUGCAGAUCCUUCAGACUGUAUCGACGGCGGCGGCGGCGGCGGCACCGCCCAUCGUUGAUCCUCUGCCCCUCUGCCUCGACGCUAACGGGACAUAUCUCUGCACGUCCUACAAUCCACGGUGUUACAUCAUUCAAAAGCUCACUCCAACACCAGUCAGCUGCAUUACGUAUGAGGUAACACCUGUCGCAGCACCGCUCGUUGCUCAACCUACAGUACUGACCGCUUCCAACGUAUCAGCCACACCGGUGGCCACUGGUGGAGCGACCGUUCAAACGAUCACCAGCGUAGAUGAGUUGAUUACUAGCUACAAUAAAGCUACUUCCAUUCCGUUAAUAAGUACGGUGCCUGGUGCUGGAUUGGAGCUGACAACUGUAACACCUGACCAUACCAGCUGCGGUAGCAAUAUUGGUGCCACCGGUAACCAGCAUCAUCAUUACACCCUCGGUGGCGAUGAUGAAGCAGCAUCAUCAUCAUGCAUGGUGGUAGCUGAAACGGGGAAUCGUAAUUUUGGCAAAACGAAUAGCAACCCCGUUCAGGAUGUGAGUGUGGGCAGAAAACAGGAUAAGGACGCCACGAAUACUACUCGAAGAUCCGGAGCAAUCAUUCGUACUUUGAGUGAUCUUCAGGCUGUUUCAGGGAGUGAUACUCGAUCUACGGGUGCAUUAAGUGCUGGUACUGAAAUGCUUAGUACCAUAGAAACGAUCGGCACGUGUGUGGAUUUAGAUGCAAACGUGGCAAAGACCAGCAGUGAUUACGGCAGUAUUAGUUGUAUUCAUAGUGAAUGUGUUAUAUCUUGUGCCAAUGCAAUCGCGAAUCAGCAACACCACCCGUCUGGAGGUGAGAGUGCUCAUGGCAACAACGCCUCGGCAAAGACCAAAGGACAACGGAUAGGGCAACUGGCGGGCGGUAGCGGAUCCAUCGCUCCAAUUCUUGGACGUACUGAUGGCUUCGUGCUGAUGAAUGGUGGAGACAACACAACAGGCAAACUGUCCGCAAGCGUUUCGACAGCGAUUUAUUCAGCUCCCGGUGUGGGAGCGGUCGCCGCCACAGCCACCACCACACCGACAGCAUCAGCAAGCACAAUCAUAACCGGCGGAAUGUCCAGUAUGACGAUCGUACCCCAGUCGCAGCAGCAGCCGCUGCCUUCCCAGCAGCAACAAACAUCGCCAGUAGUACCGGUGGAUUACAGCACGCUGAACGGUACCGGUACCACCUCGGUCGGUGUUGCGAAUGAUACAUCUUCGGCUGCCGCCACACCGGAGUACUACGCCGAAGGAGGAUCCGCACCGACUGUUGGCAAUGCUACGACGAUGCAGACGCACGUUACCAAUGCUGCCGUGGCCGGCUCGGCAAACACUAGUAAUAAUAGUUAUAGCACUCCUGCCCUCGUCAGUAGCCAUCCGCCGAGCAGCAACAGCAACAAUAAUGGCGCCAGUAACAACAAUACGCAAUCAGCGAUGGGCGACGGUGGUGGUGGCGCGAUAGUCACCGCUACCGCCGGCACAAUCAUCGCCACCGACGUCGGUAAAGUGAUGUGGGGGGAUGGGGUGAUGGUGCCACCACCGUCGGUGCACAACAGUACUGGCGGCGGCGGCCACAUUGUAUCCAGUGAUAACAACAAUCCUACUAGUAGCAGUAGUAGUACCGAACACAACGGGAUGCCUUUAGAGCAGCUGAAGCAGCUGCUACAAACACAGCUUGAUUACUAUUUUUCGCGGGAAAAUCUUGCGAACGACACAUAUCUUCUGACACAAAUGGACAACGAUCAGUACGUGCCAAUCUGGACCAUUGCGAACUUCAAUCAAGUGAAGAAGCUUACCAAGGACAUCAAACUGAUAACGGAGGUGCUGCGCGAGUCGCCUAACGUACAGGUCGACGAGGAAGGCCUAAAGGUGCGCCCGAACCAUAAACGGUGUAUCGUGAUAUUGCGCGAAAUAUCGGACAACACGCCGGUCGAGGACGUUAAGAACAUUUUCCAAGGCGAAAAUUGUCCGCGCUUCAUUUCCUGUGAGUUUGCCCACAACAACUCUUGGUACAUAACGUUCGAAUCGGACGAAGACGCUCAGCGAGCGUUCCGGUAUUUGCGUGAGGAAGUAAAGGAAUUCCAGGGCAAGCCUAUCAUGGCACGAAUAAAGGCCAAGCCAAUGAACCGGUUACCGAUUACUCCGGUCGGCGGAGUACCGAUGAAGAACGGACUGAACGGUUUCAGGACGACACCACCACCGGGUACGGCUGUUGCGGCAACAGCCGUAGGCGGUGUCAUCCAGCCGACGGCAGCUUCGGCAGCGGCAGCAGCAGCUGCGGCAGCUGCAGCGGCGGCUGCAGGUGUAUCUACCGCGACAUACGAUCCGGUACAAACGGCAGCAGUAAAUGCCGCUACCUUAGCUGCUUACACCGGGGGACAGCGGUACAUACUGCAGCACAAUGCUCCGUUGCAGCAGGGUUACAAUCCUGCUGUUCAUGUGUUUCCAUUCCAACAACAACCACUGUACAGCAGUUUUGUGCCAUCGUGGCAGCCCGCCCAAGGCAACUAUUUCGAUAUGAGCCCGUACAUGACGAAUGGAAUGCAACCGGUGACGGUAUUUUCCACCGGCAGUAGUACGACGGCUAGCGGCGGAGGAGGCGGUGGCGCAGCCGGCGGUGGUAAGCAGCAGAACGGAAGGUACGGUGGUGUGCCGGGUGGUGGUGGCGGCGGCCACCGUCAAAAUCCUCGCAACAAACGCCAAUCACAGCAGCAGCAACAGCACGGAGGCCUUGCCAAUAACGAUGGUCAAUCGGUUACAACGAACAAUAGUGUCAGCGGUACAACCGGUGGCGUCGGUGGUGGUAUGCAUCGGCAACAAUCGUCGACCUAUCAGACGCAAAGCGCUGGUAGUGCUGGUGGCGUUACCUCCUCCACCGGAGUACAGUCGCAGGUGGCCACUAGCUAUCAGGCAUCUGCUGCCGGUGCAGGCAAAAGUGCUGGACUGCUCGGUGGAAAACCUGCCACGGCUGGUACGCCAGCUGGGAUGACGGCAAUACCGGGCACGGUAUUCGUACCUCAGUAUACGCACUACGUCGCUGCAACAUCGCUGCCGCAUCAGCAGCAGCAACAACUUUACAGUGGCAGUGGUGGUCAGCAGCAGCAGCAAACGGAUGGUGGAGCUAUGGAACUAAUCGUCCGGACCGAUAUGCAACAGCGACAGCAUUUGUACGAGGACGAUGGCACCGUAUCAUCGGUCGGUGCCAACACGGUACUGGUGCUGCCAGCCUAUGCUACAAGUGGCACAGGCGGCGGUGGUCGCAAGAAUUCCAACACCACGUCCAUCAUGUCAAUGGAUGGUUCGCAGCAGCAGCAGCAGCAGCAGCCACAGCAGCAACAAUCCUGGGUAACGAACCAACCGCGGCGGAAUCCUCGCCGAAGGAAGGAUGACAUGCUGAUGUCGAUGGAUGGCAGCAAUAGUGGUGUUGCUGCAAACGUUUCCGGCGGCGCCAUGUACGGUAGUACCGGUGGAAGCACCAGUAACAUGCGUCACAAUACGGCCUAUAGCAACAAUGGCGGUAACAAUAAUAGCAGCAACAACAACGGUGCAGCCAAUGUGAAUAAUACCAGUAGCAAUAAGGUUAUCAUGCAUACAACUAGUCUCAACCAAUUGACGCCUUCCACCGGGGGAGGAGGAGGAAGUGGUGGCGGAGGAAAGUACCAGGGCCGUGGGGGUGGUGGACGCGGCAGUGAUAAUAACGGAUAUGCUGUCGGUGGCAUGAUGGUAGUCCCCCAGGAUCAUCAUGGAGGAGGAGGAGGUGGUGGAUACCACUCGCACCAUCAAGGUCGGAAUGCGGCGGCUGUGAGCACAGCGGCGUCAUCUGGCGGUUUAAUCGAUUCAAGUCCUUCCUAUCAACAACAGCAUGGUGCAAGUGGCAGCGGCGGAGGAGGUGGUGGUGGUCAUAAUAAGCAGCAGCAAAUGCAGGAAAUGAUUCAUCAUCAGCAACAACAGUAUCACCAGCAUCAGCAACCUCAACAACCUCACCUUAGUCAUCAUCAACAAUCGCACCAUUCAACGUCCUCUGGUGCGAGCAAUCAUCAAUCGCAGCACAACAACAACAACAACCACGGCCAUCAUAAUCAACAGCAGGGAGCUGGACAGUCGCAGUCUCAGCAUCAUCAUCAACAGCAGCAUCACCAAGUGUUGCAGCAACAAUCUUCUCACCAAGUACAUACGCAACAACAAUCCCAGGCCUCCGCGGCGUCUCACCAUCCUCAUCAUUAUCAGCAACAGCAGCAACAACAACAUCAACACCAUCAACAAUCGGCCGCCGGAGGUUCGUUGACGAACAGCAGUAGUGCAGCCACCGCCAGCUCUAACAGCACUAACAACAACGCCACGAACGCCUCCUCCCACAGCAGUACCAGUGUUCAGUUCGAUCUCGAACCAGCGGCAUUUCCGCCACUUCCGGGCCACGAAGGGCGCAGUCUCAUCUCGACCGGAACGUCGAUCGGUGGUGGGUCUGCAACCGGAAGCAACGCCUCUACAGGUACGGGAGGACGCUCGGGUUCCAAGGGAGGCGGAUCGAGUUCCGCUUCUUCCUCUCACAGCCAAACGGCGUCCCAUCCGCAUCCUGCCGGUGUUGUUGUCCCAGUGAAUGCUUCCGGUGGAAGUUCCAGUGCCAGUUCCUCCUCUGCUGUUGCCCAUCGGAGUGAUGGGACGGUGGACGGAGGACUUUCAUCUAGUGUGGUGGCCAGCACAACCACAAGUUCCGCAGUGUCCGGUGGUGCAGGAGGAGUGCCAUUUACCGCCGGCACCGCACCACCACCACCGCCCGUCGUAUCGGCCUGGGGUGAAAAUCAUCGGCUAGCGGAUGUUGUCAAGGGUACGGCGAAAGCUGUCCGCCCAACAGCAGUGGUUGGUUCGGCAACGGUGGCCGCAAUAGUGGCCGGCACUGCCACCGUACCGGUUGUGUCUGCCAACAGUAGUAGCAGCAGCAUCGAGCUUAGUAAGAAUAGUCUGGCGAUGGAGACAAAAUCCAACGAAUCCGGUCCAACGACGAAUGGCGGCGGCGGCGGCGCUUCUGGUGCAAGCGGAAACAACACCAAUCCGCACCAGAAUAAUCAACUACCUGUGAUAAAGGGCAGCACGAAUGCCUCAACGAACGGCGGUGGUGGUGUUGGCAGUCAAACUGCUGCUUCCGCCUCGUCCUCUUCCCCGUCGUCCGCUGCGACACCUUCGGUUGCCAAUGCCGCGGUUCCAACAACCACUGCUAACGCUAGCGCCAUCACCGCUGCCGCUACUACUACUACAGCUGAUAAAUCUACAAAGACUGACGUAUCGUUGUUGCAAAUGGCGCCCGCGUCAACGGUGACCCGAGCUACUUCCACCACUACCACCACGCUAGACAACGCUAGUGGUGGAUCGUCGUUCGCCAAGGGCGAACCGGCGACCACCGUUCCUUCCGCGCCCACAACGGCCAAUGCUGCCACAAUGACAUCGACUGAUUUCACUACCAAAUCCUCCGUUACGUCGUCUGCCGCCAUCGCCGGAUCGGCGAAAAAAUCAACCUCAACGGCUGCCACCAAUACCGUUCUGCAUGCCACAAAAUUGUCGGCAGUCCAACCACCCCCACCACCACCGACCUUUUCAUUGCAAAACCACCCGCCGUUAGUUCCGCACGAUAGUAGUAGCAGUAGUAGUAGCAGUGCUGCUGCUGCAACUACUACGGGUAACAGCGCUACUGUUGCCACGCCUCAGGUACGGUUAAGCUACGCCCAAGUAGCACAACACUUAGCUGAACAAAGCAGCAGGGACAAAGAACAGCAGCACAGUCACGGCGAAAAGGCGUUAGGUAGCAUCAUCAACACCACUACUCCAGCAGCAUCUUCGUCGGGUGGAGCGUUAGAGAAAGAGAACAGCAGUAGUGCAACAACGGGCACGGGCAGUUCUUCGUCGGUCUCAGAGAAUAGCCCGUCGGUGUCUGCAGCGACGACGGCACCAUCGUCCAUCACUGGAGCUACCGUUGCGCACGGUACUACCGGUGGUGGUACGGGUAGUGCAGCAGGGUCGGCGAGUAACAACAACUCCGGUGGCUUCAUUGGAGUUGGAAGCAAGCGCAAAGAUUCUGGCGGCUCGAAAGGGUCAACUGGGACGGGAGCGCACCAUCACCACCAUGGAGAUGGCUUUCGAGAACAACGAGAUACACGCUACAAUCAGCAACAUGGUGCAGGUGGAAACACCAACGCACGCAACUCCAAAGAUUACCGUCAGUCUUCCGGUGGUGGCGGCGGCCACACCAACGCCGUCGGAUCUUCCCUCCAUUCCGGUGCCGGAGGUGGUGGUGGUGGGCUAAGAAAUGCCACCUCAGAGCAAAACAAUAAUCACAAUCACGCGCAGUCACAGCAUCACCAAGGAGGAGGAGGAAGUGGUCGAAGUACCGGAAAUAAUAAUAACCACCACAACAACAACAUCAACAAUGCCGGCGGAGGAGGUACUGCAAAGUCACUUGCUGCUGGGGGUGGUGGUGGUGGCCGAUCGGUACGCUCCCACCAGCUCAAGGACUACCAACCGCACCAGCAGCAGCAGCAAACCCACCACCAGACACAUCCGCGCAGUCCUAAAUGAUGGCGCUUAAUAUGGAU
Anopheles maculipalpis is the source of this 7192-nucleotide messenger RNA. RefSeq names its product la-related protein Larp4B (gene Larp4B). Bases 3 to 7175 code for a protein of 2390 amino acids. Gene Ontology annotation, cellular component: cytoplasmic stress granule; cytosol. The record is from RefSeq and is a predicted model, not a curated record. The transcript is spliced from 8 exons. NCBI's taxonomy places the organism in Eukaryota, Metazoa, Arthropoda, Insecta, Diptera, Culicidae. Gene Ontology annotation, molecular function: mRNA 3'-UTR binding. Gene Ontology annotation, biological process: positive regulation of translation.